Messenger RNA from Vespula vulgaris, 1298 nucleotides. RefSeq names its product cilia- and flagella-associated protein 300-like. The transcript has 6 exons. NCBI's taxonomy places the organism in Eukaryota, Metazoa, Arthropoda, Insecta, Hymenoptera, Vespidae. Bases 168 to 959 code for a protein of 263 amino acids. The record is from RefSeq and is a predicted model, not a curated record.
GUUAUAUUAAUCAUUGGAAUACACAAAAACCUGAAUGGAUAUAAUUUAAAACAUUUAUCGUAUAAUUUUUUAAUUUAUUGAACAGAAUCAAUAACGUUCGAACAUAAGUGUCGAUUUAAUUUUCUUAAUUCAAUGAGUUUCCAUGGAAACAAAAGCGAUGUUUGAAAAUGGAUAUCGUUCCGCAAUAUACAUUCAUUCCACUUGCAUGUAAAAAUUACUUUAAUAUAAAUGAUAAAAAAACGCAAAAUUUAUUUAACAAAUGGGGAUUGAAGGGAAAUAUUGUUCUUCAACAUUUUUCUUUCAACGAACCUUUUCAUUCAUAUCAUAAAUACCAAUUUGCUGAGGCCUUUUUUAAAAGCAGCAUUGUUGCCCAAAACUUGUUAACAAAAAAAGGAAGCUCAUGGACAAAACAAGGAAUCAUUGCAUCAACUGUGGAAGUAGAACAAAUACCAUGUUCUGUUAUAAAUAUGUCUUUUUUUAAUAAGUUACAAAAUCCAGAUAAUGGAAUAAUAAAUAAUUCUGGUGUUAUUUGCAAAAGAUAUGAUAAUGAAAUUAAUAAUUUUCUUGUUUCUGACAAAUUGAGAGAGAUGUUAUUAGAUGAAGAGUCAGAUCAGUAUGGUUUAUAUACAGAAGAUGAAAGGAAAGAAUUUAUCUUUUGUAUUUUCCAAAUGUUAGUUCUUGGAGGAAUAUUAUGUCAAUAUGAAGAUACUUUGGAACCGUAUCUUGAUACUACCAAACGAAUUUAUAAAGAUCUUAUAAGAGUACAAAAACGAAAACAUUUGGAUGAUUUAUCUGUCAGCACAACAGUUUUAAAAGUUACAGCAGAAGAUAAUAAAAAUCAAGCGUACUUUCCGAGUAAUGAUCCUUUUAACAUACAAAAUAUUGGAUUUCUAUUGAUUGAUGGAAAUCUACGUGAAGUUACAACCUUUCUACAUCAGUUUGGAGGAUAUUGUGAUUGAUAUUGUUUAUUUUUACUUUUAACUCAACUUCAUUUUUAAUUGAUAAGAAAGGACAAAGGGAAAAGGAUAACAUUUUUAAUUACCCAUUUAUCUCAUAAUCGUUUAUCAAAUACGUACAUAUAUUCUUAGUUAAUGCUUUUGUUCUCAUUAUAUGCUACAAACUGUAACUUGGAAUUAUUAAUAUUAUUUAUGCGAGGAGAAAUAAUAAUUAUUUACGAAUUUACAAUCGCUUAAUUCAAAAUUAAUGACAAAUUUAUUAGAAUUAUGAUUUUAAAUAAGUAAAUAAAUAAAUAAAUAAAUAAAUAAAUACGAAUAAAGAAAAUCUUAUAUUACAUUAGA